Tigriopus californicus is the source of this 2419-nucleotide messenger RNA. RefSeq names its product glutamate receptor ionotropic, delta-2-like. Gene Ontology annotation, molecular function: glutamate-gated receptor activity. Lineage: Eukaryota; Metazoa; Arthropoda; Copepoda; Harpacticoida; Harpacticidae. The coding region runs from base 87 to 1580 and encodes 497 amino acids. The transcript has 2 exons. The record is from RefSeq and is a predicted model, not a curated record. Gene Ontology annotation, cellular component: membrane.
CGCCUCUUGUAUUCAUACCCUAAAAGCUUGAAGUGUAAUGGCCUUACGAGUGUUUUCAUGUUUCACUUAUUUCUACCUCCCAAAACAUGCGGACAUUACUUUCUUGGUUGCAUUCAAUGUUAUUGUUUUGCGAUUUCUGCCAAACUCAUUCUGCAAAAUAUGAUGUUUUAAUUGUUCAUGAAGACAAAGAACCUGUUUUAGAGGGUAUUCAGAAUUAUCCAAUCAGGUUAUCAAUUACCAAGGGGCCGAGCAAUUUCACCAUGUUUUGUGACGAUUCUUGGGAUGAUCCCAACGGAUCCAAAGAUUGCCCAAAUCUUGCCACCGAAGCAUCUCAAAAGGAUGAGCAAUCUGAUUUACGAGGCGUUUUUUUGAGAGUCUCUAUUUUGCCUUAUUUUCCAUUGGUAAACCUGGAAUUGCCCGACGUGAAUGGAUACUUCGUGGACGUGUUGAAUAUCUUGGCAGACCUGAUGCAUUUCCAAGUGGUUUAUCAAAAGCCUCCAGAUGGUCGUUGGGGAAGCAAGAACGACGAUGGAACUUGGAAUGGAAUGGUUGGAGACCUGACAAACAAUAAAAGUGAUAUAUCCAUUGGAGGCCUCUCAAUCACCGAGGAUAGAUUCCAAGUGAUUGAUUUCACUCAUUCUCUGAUCGAUGAUGACGUGACACUGAACUAUCGGGUUUUGGAACCGGCAGAGCUUAACUUUCAUGCCUUUUUUCAAGUGUUCCAAAGUGGAACCUGGAUCAGCAUUGGAGUAGCCUUCAUCCUCAUCGUUAUUGGCCUUUGUUUGACCAAUCAAAUGGGACCGAACAAGCUUGGAAUUCUGAGGAGUUGUGAAAUUACUUGGGUUAAUUUUAUCCUCAGGGACCCAAAUGGUCAUGAUCAUUUUGCCAGCACUUCUACGCUUUUUUCGUACAAGAUUUGGUUUGCCAUAAUGAGCUUGUUUUCUUUGAUUGUCAUGACCGUUUACACCGGAGACUUGACGUCGAAAAUGACAGCAUCUGGUCCAGUGGACGACCUAACCUCAUUUCAAGACAUAAUUGAUCGUAAAUGGCAACUCCUAAUAAGGCCAGGAACAAGCGUUUAUGAUAACGCGGCACUAAGCCCGGUGGGAAGUGCUUUGCAAAAGGUUUUACAAGACCAGACAUUUGACAACAAAUUGGAUCUGCCCUUGAUAGACGUCCUAAUGAGUAAGUGGGAUGUCGUUCACAUUGGUUCUAGAAAUUAUUUCAUGGACCAACCAAAUAUCCACAGCGUAAGAGUGCCCGGAACAUGGAGUGAAGCAAUUGCCUUUGGCGUUCCCAAAGAUUGGCCUCAUCUCAGGACGAUGAACUAUCACAUUCAACGACUAAGGGAAUUCGGAAUUCUAACCAUAUUGAAAAGCAAAUGGUUUAACGCUCAGACAUCAAACUCAAUUGGGUCCUUGAAUGAAUCGUUUUCCAUAUCCUACCAGCAUACAUUAUUUCCGUUCAUACUUUUGAUGUUGGUUUGUGGCCUCGCCAUAUUUCUUGGGAUUCUGGAGAGAAUAUUGCCAAGGAGGACAACACAGCUCUCUCAGACCUGUGAACAUAAAUCAAAUACUUAAGGGCAUCAUGAAGUAUUUUGGUGAAUGUCCGGAUGGCUUGAAAAGCACAUAUGACAACAAUAUGCAACAAUAUAUUCAGUUUUAAUAUCUUUAAGGAAGGUGAAGGAGUGAGGGGAGCUCAUGCAGAACUAUUGACCGAAUGGCGGAAAUAGAGAGGGUCAUAAUGUCACGACAUAUCACGAAAAUAUAAUACAUCCAUUAAAUCUGAACAUUGAUCUAUCAAAUCAUUCUAUCAACGAGACAAUGAAACGGAAAAAAACAACCGAAGAUCACGAAACUCCCUUAGGGUCUGUUCCAUUAUCUCUUAAAUUUGGACCUCUAUUAUCACAUUCUAUUACAUUGCAUUCAACGCCUGAGGGAAUUUGAGAAUGUAUCCACCUUAUAAAACGAUGAAUGGACGAGUCUCAUGCGCAGACACCAUCAAUUUGAGUGAGGUCCUCUAAUCAAUCUUUUCCCAUCUCUUAUCAACAUACCAUAAUUCCCCCGGGGUAAGGUUGUCGUGUUGCGCCAUCUCUUUGGUGUGUGAGAUCUGGAGUGGAUUUCAAGCAAAGCUCACCACAAGAUGGAUGACGAUAUCAACAAAAGGGUUGUUUUCAAGUCUGAUGCCGCAAGCCAUCAUACGUUUUCUGAUGCUAAAUUUAGAAAUCUUGAUUGAUUGACAAAUUAUCUCCUUUUGAACAAAUGCCCAACAAAAACUUCACAUAUACUUACACUCAACGUCUACGCAAUGCGUGUUUUUCUGAAGAUAAACGCUGAGAUAAGUAAUGGGGAAAUCACAAAAUUCUGUAUAUUUUGUCAGCAAUGACCAAAGUUUCAAUACCUACUGCUGCAAAAUAGAA